ACUGAGCUCGGAAACUCAUCAGUCAUUAUUGAUGAUCAGUUGACCUGAUCAGAGGACCCCCUCUUGCGGCGAGAGAGGGCGAAAUCACCCAUAUUUCAAGCAUUGCAACCCGUCCAAGACCUCCUACUAUGGUCUAGUGAAUCAUCCAUAUCUCACUCACUACACUGAGCACAAUUACUACCUGCCUUCAAAGAUUGAAAAUGACUUACCCAAAGACCCCUGCCUUCAUCACCCAAACCCACGGCUGGACCCAAGCCCGCGCCCACCCAGCCAUGGCCUGGAUGGAGAAAUGCACCCAGGCCUGGGACUCGCGCGAGAGCUGGGAGACCCCCUUUACCGACUGGGUGACCGAGGACUUUGUGUUUGUCAAGCCCAACGGCGAGCGGUGCACGGGCGGCGAGCCCGCGUGGGAGGCGAUGAAGCUCGACUACGCCGCGUUCAAGCUCUCCCACCACGAACCGAGCUGGGUGUGCGUCGUGGACCUGGUCGACGGGUGGGAGUUCAUCGGGGAGGGGAAGCUGUACAUCGAUCUGCCCAAGGAGGGCAAGGAGGACAAGACGGUGCGGGAUCUGGACGGCCGCGUGUGGGAUUUGGGGAUAGAGAGCAUGUUUCGAUUUCGGUUUGUGCGGGCCGACACCGAGAAGAAUGGCGGGGUGCGGAUCAGCCGGUUCCAGUUCUAUAGUGACAGUGGGCCGGUGUUGGCGGAGAUGAUGCGCAGGGAGAUUGUGCGACCGCAGGAUCUGAUGGGGUAAUUGCGUGUUUCUGUCUUGUACGUUAUUGUGGACUUACUGGGCCGAAUUGAGCUGCAUAUUGAAGACCAUCACGGAGUAUUUGCUGCGAAUCAUGACG
Aspergillus saccharolyticus JOP 1030-1 is the source of this 849-nucleotide messenger RNA. RefSeq lists its product as uncharacterized. The record is from RefSeq and is a predicted model, not a curated record. Lineage: Eukaryota; Fungi; Ascomycota; Eurotiomycetes; Eurotiales; Aspergillaceae. The transcript has a single exon. The coding region runs from base 201 to 752 and encodes 183 amino acids.